AUGGUGCUUGGACUUGAAAAAGUUAAGAAAACUACUGAGAAGAUCAAGAUUAUCCAAGAGAAGGUGAAAGCUUCACAAAGUCGUCAGAAGAGCUAUCAUGACAAGGGGAGGAAAACACUUGAGUUUCAGAAGGGAGAUCAUGUGUUUCUGAGAGUUACUCCGGUAACUGGUGUUGACUGCACGUUGAAGUCUAAGAAACUUACACAAAGUUUCAUUGGUCAAUUUCUGAUUCUUCAUAGAGUAGGAGAGCUGAGGAAGUAUAUCCCGUAUCCGUCUCGUGUGAUCCAGUUGGAUGAUGUUCAAGUUAGAGUGAACUUGAAAGUUGAGACUUUGUCAUUGAGAUUUGAUGAUCGUGAGGUGAAGAACUUGCGAGUCAAGGAGAUUGCUUUAGUAAAAGUCAUGCGGGGAGCUCCUGCUGGUGGCAAUGCGACGUGGGAGCUCGAGAGUAGGAUGAGAGAGUCUUAUCCAUAA
Molecule: messenger RNA, 471 nt
Organism: Lathyrus oleraceus (garden pea)
Lineage: Eukaryota; Viridiplantae; Streptophyta; Magnoliopsida; Fabales; Fabaceae
Exons: 2
Coding region: 1-471 (156 amino acids)
Source: RefSeq, a predicted model, not a curated record